AUGCCUAAGCAUAUCCUCAUGGAGUGCCCGCUGCACACCACUAGUCGCAGGAAGCUGAUAAAGCACCUCGGGAAAAUUAAGGGACUGCGUGGGCGGGUGCAGGACUAUAACGCAGUCCUAGGGAAUCCGCAGACGCUAGAAGACGAGGAGAAGGAGGAGAACCUGGAGCAUAAUACCCUACUUGCAGGUCUCGAACUAGACGACAAAGAUAAUGGUUACACGGAAUCGUGA
Molecule: messenger RNA, 231 nt
Organism: Aspergillus steynii IBT 23096
Lineage: Eukaryota; Fungi; Ascomycota; Eurotiomycetes; Eurotiales; Aspergillaceae
Exons: 2
Coding region: 1-231 (76 amino acids)
Source: RefSeq, a predicted model, not a curated record